This is a messenger RNA of Rotaria sp. Silwood2, 396 nucleotides long. The record is from the annotation of a GenBank genome assembly. Lineage: Eukaryota; Metazoa; Rotifera; Eurotatoria; Philodinida; Philodinidae.
AUGUGGGUGAACAAAGUUGUUUGGAAUCAUUUGGCAGUUACCGAAGAUGGACGACCUACUGUCUACUAUCAAUUUCUUGCUAAUAUUAUGGAACAAAAUCUUACAAACAUUGUUUUACCUGUAUCAAUGUCAUCUAUAAUUGGUGCACGUUUCCUUCAAACAUAUCAAUUUCGUCCACAACUUAUUUAUCUUGAUUCAGCACAUGAACAAGGUGAAACAUUAAUUGAAUUAGCUUUAUAUUGGAAUAUAUUACGACCUGGUGGUGUUCUUUUUGGAGACGAUUUUGGAUGGUUAUCAGUACGUUGUGAUCUGAAAAAGUUUACAUAUAUACGUAAUCUAACAAUAGAACAUCUUGGUAAUACAUGGCAUUUGAAAAAGUCAUUAGAUUUAUUAUAA